AUGAAUACUAAAGUAGAAUAAGUACCAUUAUUAAAUACAACUUGUUGCUUACACACUUCAGAAUACUUAAAUUUGGUUUGUUUAACACCUACUUGUUUAAGUUAAGGAUUUAUAUGUAAAUUGUGUAGAAAAUUACAUGAAAAUCAUAAUGUUGUAGAAGCUAAUGAAUUUUUGGAUAUACUUAAAAGAUUAGUCAAUUAUGAUGGAAAAUAUAAAACUCCAAAUUAAAUAGAUCCUCUUAUAGGUCGUACUACUUCUAGUUUAAUGGCUAUUAUUGAAGAAUUAGAAAUUUAGAUAGAAUAUUUUAAUGAGAAAUUGAAUUAGAUUAAAACUUAAUUUGAAAAAUAUAGAUAAAUAUCAAAUGAUGUUUGUUUACUAAACAAUCUGAUAUAUUAUGUUUAUGGAGUAGAUUCUUAAUAACCAUUAUUUUAAGAAUAAUUGUAAGGAGUUCUUAAAAGAAUGUGUUUUCAAUAAAAAAGAUUAUCUUUAAUUUCAGUAGCUUCAUGUUAAUCUAAUCUAUUAUUUGUUCCUAAUGAGAGAUUGUAUUAGAAUUUCUUAGAACCUAUAUUAAAUUAAUUGAAAUAAAUAAGAUAAUCAUUAGAUACAAAGAUGAUGUAACCUGAAUCAUAUAAUGUAUUGAAUCUUCAAUUCAAAAAUGGGUUGGAUUUAAUUUAAAAUACAACAUUUAAUUCUAUCAUUUUUGAAUCAGAAAGUUUAACUGAAGAAGAUAAAAUAUUUGAAAAGUUUAUAAUUGAUAGACCAGACAAUAAUCCAUUCAAAAAAUUAAAGAGAUAUAAAUCUGAAUCUAAUCCAGUUGAAGAACCUUGUAAUUAAGGAGUAGGAAGAGUAGAAAAGAUAUCAAUUGUAGCUGGACAUAAAAUGUGGUAUCAUGAUCUAAGUUAUGUAAGAUUUAAACCAAGAAAUUGGGUAGUAGAACCAAGAAAUGCUUGUAUUAUUUGUAAAUGUCAUCCAAAAUUUGCUAGAAUUAAAGAAUUUUUGAAUUGUAAAUAUGGAGAUCUAUAUGGACCUGUUGCAUUAGAUCUCCAUUUAUUUGAAGCAUUUAAAAAAGCUGUUGCAAAUAGAAAAGAGAAAUAAUUUCUUGUAGAAAGAACUGGAAUUUACUUUCAUGAUCUUUGUGUAUAUUGGUCUUCUAUGGUGGAUUGUGAUGAAGUAAAAGGAUCUAUAGAUUUUGAAUCUUUAUGUAAUGCAGUAAGAAUUGCUUAUGAUACAUUUUGUUAUUUAUGCAAGAGAAGAGGAGCAACUAUGAAAUGUAAUAAUAAAGAAUGUAAUGUUUGGAUUCACUAUUAUUGUUGGAAAGAAUUGGAUCCUUCUAAUUAAUAUUUAGAUAAUGAAAGGUUUAGAAUGUUGUGUCAUAGACAUGCUUUAGGUUAAGAUUAUAAACCAGAUUGGCUUUAUUCUAAUUAAAUUGCAUAAAGUAUAUCAUCUUAUUAUUAACAAUAAAAACCAUAAAAACUCUAAAAUUAAGUUAAAAUUACACAUAAAGAAUAAUAUGAAGAAGAUAAUAAAUCAGAUGAUGAUUAAUAAAUUAGAGAUUAAUAUAAAAGAAAACCUAUAGUUAAAGAAUAAUCAAUUAAAUCAGAAUAAUAUUUUAAUAUUCCUGAACCUUAUGAUUAAGAUUUCAUUUUAUGA
Molecule: messenger RNA, 1650 nt
Organism: Paramecium primaurelia
Lineage: Eukaryota; Ciliophora; Oligohymenophorea; Peniculida; Parameciidae
Source: the annotation of a GenBank genome assembly